AGGACUGCUGGCAGCUACCCAUCCAUCCUGCGGCCCAGUUCAGUCGGCUUAGGUAUGGCAACUCGGUCAGUGAUGUAAUGGGUCUGUCAAAUGGUAGUCUUGCAUAGCCCGACCUUCAGACUGACGGCUGAAGGUCUGGAAUUCAUGGCAUCUUUCUUUGGCCAAGGCCUUCCCAUGAGGCCAUUUGACCAUCACAUCAAACAUCCUUUUGAAAACCCAGUGUUUAGUUGAUCCAGACAAGCACUCACUGUCACAGUUGUAAACUCUACAGCUUUUUUCUUUUGUGAGGGGGUUUGGCAGCACGUCAUCUUUGUUUCCAGGCGGAACGUUAAAGUGCACAAAAUCCUGUAUAAUUAAACCAAUCCGUUUCCACUUUUGUGUCCCAUAUGCAUCAGCCAUUUAGCCAACGGUCCAUGGGCAUGAUGUCUGAGGCUGAGACUAGUCAAAUGGCUAUCAACACUAUACACUCAACACUAUACACUCAUUUGAAAGCUAACCUUUAGUACUUUUUAAACAAAGAUGUAACUUUGGCCUUUAUGAAAUAAUAUUUGCUAAACUGCAUUAAUCUGGCUGCUCAUCUCUUGUCUUUCUCUAUAGUGUUUUAGAAAAGGUGAUUCCGGUAACGAAGUGAGAAUGUGAUCGGGGCGAGGGAAAGGUCAGUCCAGUUUAUUUGGCAGUACUUAGCGGGCAAGCGGACAGCCUGAGGGCCUUGCUAAAGAAAGGCUACAGUCCAGACGCCCCAAAGCUGUCGACAGUUUGGCUACAGCUGCCCUUUGGACAUGGCUCUAUGGUGCAACUCUUGGAAAUAUGACAUAGAUUUUCACCAGAUUCGUGAAGUCACUUUGAUGCUCUUGGCAGCAGGGGCAUAUGUAAGCAUGGGCAUUUAUGCCUUUGCAUUACAGGGCCAAGUACCAGAGCACCUGCCCUUGAUCCUAGAGCACGCUGGCCUCCCUCAAGGUGAACGACUCAAAGAUCUGGCCCGUAGAGCCCUUGCUGAGAUGCAGAGCGCCUCUUUCUGGCUUCCCCUUCUGCUCAAAGCGGGAAUGGACCCCAUGCUGCUCCUGCAACUCAAAAUGCUUGAAGAAGCCGAGAACGGAGUGCUUAAUUUCUUUCUGGAGUUCAUUAAUUGGAAGACUUUGCCCUCAUCAAUGCUUCAGAUUUUCUCUCACCGUCAAGCAGAUGGCACCUGGAUGCCACAGAAGCAUUUCGAAUCAGUCCCUGCUCUCACCUAUCUGUGCAGACUGGCAGUGCAGGUAGUGGUGGGCAGCAAUGCUCUGUCUAAGACCUCCUUUAUCAAACAGCUGCCCAUCCCCACACUGCUUCAGGACUACCUUCAGUUCAGAAACGUCCCAGGCUUGCUUACAUAGCGGCCUGACAGUUAUGUGUGGCUAAUUAAGUUAUCUCAACUUGUUCCACUGCAGUAUUUUGUAUAUAAUGUUAAUACAAUUUUAAUGACUGCUCAA
This is a messenger RNA of Carassius carassius (crucian carp), 1463 nucleotides long. RefSeq names its product ankyrin repeat and SOCS box containing 3 (gene asb3). The transcript has 4 exons. The coding region runs from base 780 to 1367 and encodes 195 amino acids. Lineage: Eukaryota; Metazoa; Chordata; Actinopteri; Cypriniformes; Cyprinidae. Gene Ontology annotation, biological process: intracellular signal transduction. The record is from RefSeq and is a predicted model, not a curated record.